Molecule: messenger RNA, 5630 nt
Organism: Phyllotreta striolata
Lineage: Eukaryota; Metazoa; Arthropoda; Insecta; Coleoptera; Chrysomelidae
Source: the annotation of a GenBank genome assembly
AUGAAUUCUACGUAUGAUCCAAGUCCCGAUAAUAACAAUUGCAACCAAAAAAUUAAGGAUGAAGAAAUUUACACCGAACAUAAAAAUCGAAAUAACGAAGAAGCUUUAAAAGAAGAAUGUAAUAAUUCAAUAAUAUCCAAUUCUCAAAUAGAUUGCAAUGAUGUCAGAGUUAAAGUGGAAGUAAAAUCAGAAUUAGAAGAUAAUUACACUAAUAACGAAGAUAAAAAUAACAUAAAUUUCACUGACACCAUAGGUAUGAAGCUCGAAAACGAUGAAUUAAAUUACGAUAACAAUUACCGUGUCAACGAAAUAUGGCUAGACGAUAAAAGUUUGAUAAGCAGAAUGAGCGAUAGUGAUUUACUAGAAGAAUUCCAUUGUGAAACACAACUAGAUGAAUCUUCCCAACAACUCGAUAUCUCGAUGGAUAACGAAUACCAGUGCAAUAUAUGCCAAAAACCAUUUAACGAAGAGGCUACUUUUAAAAUGCAUUUAGCAAAUCAUUCCGAGGGAAAAACACAUCAGUGUAUAGUUUGCCAGAAAUCAUUUAAAACAAGCUCCAAAUUAAACGUUCACAUGCUAAUUCAUACAGGAGUAAAACGAUUUCAGUGCCACGUUUGUAAAAAGGCGUUCACUCACAAACACGUCUUAAAAAACCAUUUAUUCGUUCAUUCCGGGGAAAAAUUCCAAUGUAACUUCUGCGACAAAUCCUUCACUAGAAUAUGGAAUUUAAAAAACCACCUAGCCACUGAACACACCGGAGAAAAAAAGAUCCAAUGCAACAUUUGCCAGAAAUCGUUCACUACCAACAACAAUCUCAAAGCACACGCCGUAAUUCACACGGGGGAAAAGAAGUUUCGCUGCGAUAUUUGCAAAAAAUCCUUUACUCGCAACAACGAGUUGAAAAACCACUAUUCCGUUCACGAUCCGGAGAAGAGACACCAAUGCAGCUUCUGCGGGAAAGCGUUUACCAGAAAGGCCAAUUUAAAUUCUCAUCUGUCCGGUUUCCACAGCCAAGAAGGCAAAUUGGAAUGCGACAUUUGCAGCAAAACCUACGCCAGCAGCGCUAGUUUAAAAAAGCAUUUAAUAGUCCAUAAAGGAGAAAGAAACUAUCACUGUGUCAUUUGCCAGAAAUCGUUCGCUCGUAACAACGAAUUGAAGAAUCAUUUGCUGGUGCACAGCAGUGAAAAAUACCAGUGUGACAUUUGUCCGAAGUCCUACAGGCGCUCCGAUGAUUUACUGUCCCAUGUGGCUGUUCAUACGGGGGAAGCGAAGUAUCUAUGCGACAUUUGUCCGAAGUCUUUUACUCGUUCUUACGGGUUAAAGAGGCACUUGGAAUGCCAUGCAGGAGAGAAGAAACAUCAGUGUGUUAUUUGCCAAAAAUCGUACUCUACCAAAGGGAAUUUAAGGGCUCAUUUAGUGAGCCAUACCGGUGAAAAGAAGUACCAGUGUCAGUUUUGCCAUAAAUCGUACGUGCGCAAUUACGAUUUAAACACUCAUUUAUCUGUUCAUACAGGCGUGAAAAGGUUUCAGUGUAUCAUUUGUCAGAAACAUUUAACUAAUAGAACUAGUUUGAAAAUACACAUAGCUACGCAUACAGGAGAGAAGAACUUCCAGUGUAAUAUAUGCCAGAAAUCGUUUAUUCAGCGUAUUAGUUUAAAAAAGCAUAUUUUGAUCACCCACCAAGGAGCGAGGAAUUACCAUUGCGAUAUUUGUCAAAAGUCCUUUACUAGCAGUUUAAGUCUUAAAUACCAUUUGGCCCUUCAUAAGGGCGAGAAGAAUUAUCAUUGUAAUAUUUGCCAGAAAGCGUUCAUACAGCCCAGCGCCUUAAAGACUCAUCAGCUAAUUCAUACGGGAAAGAAAAAGUACCAGUGUAAUGUUUGUCAGAAAUCGUUUAUUCAGCGGAGUAAUUUGAAAAAUCAUAUGCUAACUCAUUGUGGUGAAAAGAAGCAUCAAUGUAAUAUUUGCCAAAAAACGUUCAAGUACAAAAUUACUUUAAAAAGACACUCGGCAAUUCAUACUAGCGAAAAAUACCAAGUGGGCAAAUUCGACUGGAAGAAAUCCUUCAUAGGAAAACCCAAGUUCGCGGAGAUAGAAUCCAAGAGAGUGGUAGUGAUAACCGAAGAGAACGUUCUAGCAUGCCUGAACGCCAAAAACGGCCAAAUACUCUGGAGACAGAUACUGGAGAGCCCCAAAGAACACGACGUGAAGCUGCUGCACCUGGACAAAGACAUAUUCACGGUGUCUGGUGGCAGCAACAACCACUGGAUCGUUAGGGGUUGGGACCUAGUCAGCGGGUCUCUGACCACCGAAUGGCCCGUAACGACGCCCUCCUCCUCCGAAUUUCUCAUCAUCAACGGCCGAUUGGUUGUAGUAACCCCGAUAACCGGUUCGCACUUGGAGGUAACUUCUUACCAUCUCUCGAGUUCCCAGGCGGAUAAUUCGUUAAAAAUUCUUACACCCUGGUUGACGGAUCCUUCGAAUUGCAUAUUCGCGAAAUCCUACUACGUUUGCAUAUCCGGCAAUGACUAUUUAGGUCAAUUAUAUUAUAUUGAUUUUCUUUCGGACAACGAUACGGUGAAAUCCAGAUCGAUUCAAAGCGUUUUCGACGGCGUCUUAGGCCCGGUGUAUUUGCUGGGAUUGAAUUUAUGCACGUCCGCUUUUCUACUAGUCUCCCGAAACAAAAACAAGCUGAUAGAAAUUAACGAUGGCAACCUCGAGAUCAAAUCGUACGAUGUUUCGACGAGCUCAUUCAUCGAUAAAACUGAGAAAGAAACGUUGUACCAGUUAGAAGCGAGUACCAACCCCGGUAAAUUAAUCACAGUAAUAACCAAAGAUGUCACGACGGGACAGGAAUUGUCGAAGAUCGAUUUGGAGUAUCCCAUCGGCCUGGGAGCCCCGACUAUAAUAUCCAGUCUGCAUAAGAACUCCAACGCUUACCUGCUACUCAGCACGACCGAUAAUGCUUUACUUCUGAUCAAGCUCCCCGAGGGUAAGGUACAAUGGACGAGAGAAGAGGCCUUGAGCGACAUCGUAGCCACCGAAUUCUUCGAACUGCCCGUUUCUGAAAUGGACGCCUCCAUCGAGAACGAGUUCAAGACGAAUUCGAACAACGCCUUCAACAUGCUCAUGCACAGGCUCACCAGCCAAGCGAGGCAGCUGUCGAAUUUUGUGUUCGGCAGCCAGUUAUUGUCCGACAGCGGCCUGGUGAGGGACGAAUUCGGCUUUCAUAAACUCAUUGUCGUGGCUACGAAGGUGGGAAAGUUGUUUGCGAUCGAUACGAUAUCCGGUUCGAUCGCUUGGAGUUAUAGGCUACCCAACGUGAGGCCUUUUGGAGUGUUGGACGAGGAAAAGAUGCUUCUGUUUGUUCAACGAACUGCUAGGUACGCUCCACUAUCGGCGCAAUGUAUGCUCUUGGCGGAAGAUUCAGUUUCUGGAAAUUCCAUAGUAUUUCAAUUCGAUCCCAUAACGGGUUACUCGAAGACCGGAAUAGAAAAAUUGAACUACAAAAUCCUCCAAGCCGUUUUGCUGCCGCACGAAGACGAAAACAAUCUAAAACCUGUCGUACUGAUUUCAUCCAACUACGACGUAUUCGUUAACCCACAAUCAGCCAAAUCCUUAGUGUACGAACACAUCAAACAAACCCACGUGUUUCUGAGCGACAGCGCCAGCGGAGUGCUGAAAGGCUUCAAUUUCCAUCACAGCACUGAGGACAACUUCCAGUUAACGCCCACCUGGGAGGUGAAAUUGAAUCCCUCAAAAGUGGUAUCGGUAAACGUCAAGCAUCCCCAAGAAAGGGUGCAUUCGCAAGGAAGGGUCCUGCCCGACAGAUCCGUUUACUACAAAUACGUAAACCCUAAUUUGAUCAGCGUGGCUACCGUCAGCGAGGAUCCAGUCAGCAAGCACGUCCUCAGCGUGUAUCUAAUAGACGGCGUGACGGGUUUGGUCAUGUACUCGGUGUCCCACAAGCGGGCCAAGGGGCCCGUGCACUUAGUGCACUCGGAAAACUGGCUGGUCUAUUCGUACUUCAACGAGCGCUAUCGAAGAACCGAAGUGGUAUCGGCCGAACUGUACGAAGGCCGCCUGCAGAAGAACAGCACGGUGUUCAGUUCGCACGCCGUCAGCGUUCUGCCGCACAUCCAAUCGCAAUCGUACAUUCUGCCGGCGAAUCCCGUCACGUUCGCUGUCACCCUGACGGAAAAGGGCAUCACGAAUAAAUUCGUGCUGAUCGCCCUGUCGACGGGCGCCGUCGUGGAGAUACCGUGGCUGUUGCUGCAGCCGCGGUUCAACGAGAUACCGUGCGGGCCGGAGGAGAGCUGCAUUCCCUACAUGCCCGAGAUACCGCUGCCUUCGGAGGCGGUCAUCAACUACAAUCAGACGUUGAACCGAGUGAGGGGCAUCGAGGUGGCGCCGGCCAGGCUGGAGAGCACCAGUCACGUGCUGGUGCACGGCUUGGACAUGUUUUAUACGAGGGUGGCGCCGUCGAAGACGUUCGACGUGCUGAAGGAGGACUUUGACCAUUUGAUGAUCGUUUUGGUACUGACGGGACUCGUAGUGGCGAGCUAUUUCACCAAAUAUUUGGCGUCUAAAAAGACUAUGAAGAUGCUUUGGAAAUGAUAGGAUGUGUUUGUCUAGUCGAAUUUCUGUUGAGUAAGUUUUUUUUUAUGAUUUAUAGAUGGAUGGGAAUACACAAUAUUGCAACAAGCUUAUGUCAUUGUUAUGCUUGUUGCAUUAUGUACUAAUAUUCUUAUCCGUUCAAAUGUUCCGAAUGUUAAUAUAAAAGUUGAAGUGAUAUUGCUCAAAACGUAUUUUUUUUUGUUGUAAUUUAAGAAGUUUGGACCAUUUCAGCAUUUUGUUGUUAUUAAUUUAUAGGAAACAACACUACACUCUAGAGUACAAUAAUAAUAUUAAUGUAAUGUUAUACGUGAAUGUGGUUCAAAAUUGCACUAAAAUGUAAUUGAGACGUUUCUGUUAAGUGUAAACAAUAAGAGAUUAAAAGGAUGACACCCUAACAAAAAAGCUCCUCCAAUUUGAGCUCAAUUUGCUGCUAAUAUCAACUAUUAGAUCAAAUUUUGACUUCGGACAUCUUGCAUAAAUUCACUAUUUUAGAAUAUAGUGCCUAACAGGAUUUUAAUAACUUCAGUUUUAUACUAUAAAAAAAUUAUGUUUAUUAACACUAUGCAAAUUGGUAGAUUAGAAAAUUUUGUGGAACAAUCACAUUCUUUUGUAUGCUAAUUUAUCAGGUAAUUUGUGAUUCAAUUUUUACAUUAAACCAAAAAACAAUAUAGAAAAUAUGUAAGGACUUAUAAUUAUUAUUUUGUAGAUAAAUAAUUUGGGUGUUAGGUAAAAUUUUGUAGUCGUACACGUAAAAUCUUUCUGUAGUCUACAGAAAAGAGAUUGUGGAUUGUGGGUAUCUGUAAUAAAGGUAAUAGGAAAAAAGUAUUGUUUAAAUUAUUAUUCACGCUUGGAAUUAUUUUAAUUUGUAAUUUAUCGAAUCGAGUCAUUCCUUAUUUGUUUCUAAUGAUUAAUUUCGCAUUGCAAUCUUGUAAUAUCAUUGAUCAAUAUCGUGUGUUCGGAUAUGUCACUUUUGUAGCAAUAUAUGUUUAAAAUAAAUAUUAAAAAUUACAGGUUUU